CAGAGGACGGCGAACAUCCGCUUUCAACUGUAUCAACAGAGUUCCGAUCGAAAUGUCUCUUCUUCGCACAGCAUCCAAGCCCGCUGCGGCCCGAUCGGGCCUCCAGGCUGCCGUCUCGCGCUCAUUCUCUUCGACUCCAGCUGCACUUGCACACAAGGAAGUCAAGUUCGGCGAUGAGGGCCGUGCACAGAUGCUCAGGGGCGUCAACCUGCUGGCUGAUGCUGUCAGCGUGACCAUGGGUCCCAAGGGGCGCAACGUUAUCAUCGAACAGGCAUUCGGCGGGCCAAAAAUCACCAAGGACGGUGUGACUGUUGCCAAGGCCAUCUCGCUCAAAGACAAGUUUGAGAACCUCGGCGCACGACUCGUCCAAGACGUCGCCAACAAGACCAACGAGAUUGCUGGUGACGGAACCACUGCUGCCACCGUUUUGGCACGCGCCAUCUACGCGGAAGGCGUCAAGAACGUCGCUGCUGGUUGCAACCCGAUGGACCUCCGUCGGGGCAGCCAGGCUGCCGUCGAGGCUGUGGUCCAGUUCCUAGAGAAGAACAAGCGGCCAGUGACCACGAGCGAGGAGAUUGCUCAGGUCGCUACCAUUUCGGCGAAUGGUGACAAGCACGUCGGAGAGCUCAUCGCAACCGCCAUGGAGAAAGUAGGCAAGGAGGGUGUGAUCACAGUCAAGGAGGGCAGGACCUUGGAGGACGAGAUCGAGAUCACCGAGGGCAUGCGCUUCGACCGUGGUUUCAUCUCCCCUUACUUUAUCACCGACGUCAAGACACAGAAAUGCGAGUUCGAGAAGCCACUCGUGCUGUUGUCCGAGAAGAAGAUCACACUGCUGCAGGAUAUCCUUCCCUCGCUUGAGGCUGCUGCUCAGGGCAGGCGCCCACUUUUGAUCAUCGCUGAGGACAUUGAUGGCGAGGCUCUUGCCGCCUGCAUCCUCAACAAGCUCCGUGGCCAGCUGCAGGUCUGUGCAGUCAAGGCGCCGGGCUUUGGUGACAACCGCAAGAGCAUCCUCGGCGACCUCGGCAUCCUUACUGGCGCCACCGUCUUCUCGGACGAGCUCGACAUCAAGCUCGACCGGGCGACUCCUGACAUGCUUGGCAGCACGGGCUCGGUCACCAUUACCAAAGAGGACACCAUCUUCCUCAAUGGCGAUGGCGACAAGUCUGCUAUCACCAACCGCUGCGAGCAGAUCCGUUCGGCCAUCAAUGACGCGUCUACAUCUGAAUACGACCGGACCAAGCUGCAGGAGCGCCUUGCCAAGCUCAGCGGUGGUGUCGCUGUCAUCAAGGUCGGUGGCUCUUCGGAAGUCGAAGUGGGCGAGAAGAAAGACAGAUACGACGACGCACUCAACGCGACGCGUGCGGCGGUCGAGGAGGGUGUCGUGCCGGGUGGUGGCACUGCGCUGCUCAAGGCAACCCAGGCCCUGAAGGAUGUGAAGACGGCCAACUUCGACCAACAGCUCGGUGUUUCCAUCAUCAAGGCUGCCCUCACCCGCCCGUGCCGACAAAUCGUCGAGAACGCCGGUGAGGAAGGCUCCGUCGUUGUCGGCCGGCUAUUGGAGAGCCACAUGGACAACUUCGCAUACGGGUACGACGCGCAAGCUGGCGAGUUCAAGGACAUGAUCGCGAACGGUAUUCUCGACCCGCUCAAGGUCAUCCGCACCAGUCUUCAAGACGCGGCUGGUGUCUCGUCGCUGCUGUUCACCACCAACGUCUGCAUCACUGAGGCUCCAGAGGAGAAGGGACCGGCGGGCGGUAUGCCUGGCAUGGGCGGAAUGGGCGGAAUGGGCGGUAUGGGCUUCUAAGCGCACAAGUCAGAAGGGCUGCGUACGGCGUACGAAUAGGUGAUAGAAGAGAGAAGAGGACGAGAAAUUGCAUUCACCACUCCAAAACGUAUCGAACAGGCAUUUCCUGACUGCAUCUCCCUCCGCAUUUGCCCCAUUUGCUUUCACAUAUGAAAAUUUAUUGGUCAGAUUCUUGAAGAGUGUGCACAAUACAUAGGCAUUUGGUGAGCCGUCGCG
Tilletiaria anomala UBC 951 is the source of this 2020-nucleotide messenger RNA. Its product is annotated as chaperonin GroL. The record is from RefSeq and is a predicted model, not a curated record. The coding region runs from base 53 to 1804 and encodes 583 amino acids. Gene Ontology annotation, biological process: protein import into mitochondrial intermembrane space; protein refolding; mitochondrial unfolded protein response. Gene Ontology annotation, molecular function: ATP-dependent protein folding chaperone; protein-folding chaperone binding; ATP binding. The transcript has 3 exons. Gene Ontology annotation, cellular component: mitochondrial matrix; mitochondrial inner membrane. NCBI's taxonomy places the organism in Eukaryota, Fungi, Basidiomycota, Exobasidiomycetes, Georgefischeriales, Tilletiariaceae.